This is a messenger RNA of Spea bombifrons (plains spadefoot toad), 1935 nucleotides long. RefSeq names its product EGF like repeats and discoidin domains 3 (gene EDIL3). The transcript is spliced from 11 exons. The record is from RefSeq and is a predicted model, not a curated record. Lineage: Eukaryota; Metazoa; Chordata; Amphibia; Anura; Pelobatidae. Bases 444 to 1883 code for a protein of 479 amino acids. Gene Ontology annotation, molecular function: calcium ion binding.
GGAGCUACUUGUGUGAACAAACUGUGAGGCAGGAGGACCAGGCAAGGAAGGGAAGAGAGAGAGGCGGCUGCGUGUGGCUGAGACACGCCGCCUGUGUUUGUACACAGAGCACUCUCCGGCAGCACUCUACUGGCUCUGCAGUCUCAUUGACCUCAGCCCUUCUGCGGCUGUCUCAUCGCACUCAGCAGGGCUGUGCGCUGCAGUCUCGGGGUCUAUGGUACGGGGAACAACAGAGCGGACUCACCCAGGAUACAAGACGCCCACCCCCGCAUACCAGCAGCAUAUUCCUGCACUAGCGACCGUCCAUCAUCACCUCUUCUCAGAUCCUACAGUCGGAGCUGGGGAGGAAUAUAUACCAGAUCGCGUCUCUAUUAAAGGAUAAGACUUUGGGGCUAUUUUCAGUGGGAUCUCUCUUAUUGAUUGACUCAUAAACUAAAAAAAAAAUGGUCCAGAAGGAGGUCACCAACCUCCUGCUCUGUCUUAUCUUCUGGGUCCCGCUCAUAGUUAAAGGUGAUGUGUGUGACCAGAACCCAUGUCUCAAUGGGGGAAUCUGUUUGUCUGGUUUAUCCGAUGAAACCUUUACAUGUGAGUGUCCAGCUGGCUACAAUGAACCCAACUGUUCUAGUGUUGUGGAGGUUGCGCAAGUAGAAGAAACUACAACAGCUGGACCUUGCCAUCCAAACCCAUGCCAUAAUGGUGGAGUUUGUGAAAUCAGUGAAGCUUAUCGUGGGGACACAUUUUUUGGAUAUGUCUGCAAAUGUCCUCAUGGCUUUAAUGGAAUUCACUGCCAACACAAUGUAAAUGAAUGUGAAGCUGAACCUUGCAAGAAUGGUGGGAUUUGUACAGAUCUUGUUGCCAACUACUCGUGUGAAUGCCCUGGUGAAUACAUGGGAAGAAAUUGUCAACACAGGUGUUCAGGACCUCUUGGAAUGGAAGGAGGAAUAAUCUCAAAUCAACAAAUAACAGCAUCUUCAACUCAUCGAGCACUUUUUGGAUUACAAAAGUGGUACCCAUAUUUUGCCCGUUUGAAUAAAAAAGGUCUUGUAAAUGCUUGGACGUCUGCUGAAAAUGACCGAUGGCCGUGGAUUCAGAUAAAUUUGCAGAAGAAAAUGAGAGUCACUGGUGUUAUUACCCAAGGAGCAAAACGAAUUGGAAGCCCAGAAUACAUCAAAUCAUACAAGAUAGCAUAUAGUGAUAAUGGCAAGUCCUGGUCAACAUAUAAAAUAAAACGAACCAAUGAAGAUAUGGUUUUCCGAGGAAAUGUGGACAACAACACCCCAUAUGCCAAUUCUUUUACCCCUCCAAUUGAAGCGCAGUAUAUACGGUUAUACCCACAAGUGUGCAGGAGGCACUGUACACUCCGAAUGGAACUUCUUGGUUGUGAAUUAUCAGGUUGCUCUGAACCACUAGGAAUGAAAUCAGGACAUGUACAAGAUUACCAAGUAACAGCUUCAAGCGUUUUCAGGACCUUGAACAUGGAUAUGUUCACAUGGGAGCCAAGGAAGGCGCGAUUAGAUAGACAAGGCAAAGUGAAUGCAUGGACUUCUGGAAGAAAUGACCAAUCACAGUGGCUACAGGUGGAUCUCAUACGUCCUACAAAAGUGACUGGAAUAAUCACACAGGGAGCUAAAGAUUUUGGCCAUGUACAGUUUGUGGGUUCCUAUAAGCUUGCUUACAGCAAUAAUGGUGAACACUGGGCUGUGUAUCAGGAUGAAAAGCAAAGAAAAGACAAGGUAUUUCAGGGAAAUUUUGACAAUGACACACACAGAAAGAAUGUCAUCGACCCACCCAUCUAUGCAAGAUAUAUAAGGAUCAUUCCAUGGUCAUGGUAUGGCAGGAUCACUUUACGAGCUGAGCUGUUAGGAUGCACAGAAGAGGACUGACGCCUUUUUGUCACCUGGAAAAGCGACACACAAUUAAAACAGAAUAUCAUUG